GUUAAUAUGCGCAUGCGCCCGGGUCGUGCCGAGGUUGAUACAAUGGAGUUUGAUGUGCAUAGACACGAAUGGCGUGGACUUUGAAGUCCUUUCGGCUUUGAAAUCGGCAAAUUACACCUUAUGAACUAACCACUGAGGCACAAACCGGCAGUGGCGAUGAUACCGUCCACAGACGCCUUGAACUGAAAGUGAAAGAAGUGCUGAGUAAGCGUAGAGUUUACCUACUGAACUGUAUCAGUGCGGCAGUCUGCUCUGUUUUUUUUAAUAUAGCUGUGGUGGUGGCGGCUCCUCUGGCUGUCCUCUGCAGUUUUCCAUGUCUUUGUCCGAGAGAGUGGAGAAGUAGCAACCGUCCGGUAGCUUCCAAAGAAAAUGUCAGAGGUCAGCAAAGCAAAACGCAAGGAGAAGUGUGAGAACUGCACCAAACAGUGCAACAAGAGACAGGGCGAAGAAGGUGCCAACUCUAUCCUAGAGAGAGAGGAAGUCAAUGGACAGUCAAAUGAAGGAUCCCAGUUGUUGCUGAGUGCAUGCCUCUCCUGUGAUGGCUGUCUUUCUGAGGAGGAGAGCCUGAAGCUCUCUCAGCAGAACCUGGAGGAACUGGAGCGGGUUCUGGCGCUCAAUAAGAAGUGUGACGUGUCGAAGCACAGGGUGCUGGUGGCCUCGGUGUGUCCGCAGUCUCUGCCUUUCUUUGCCGCCAAGUUUGGUCUAGAUGUCACUGAAGCAGCCCACAAGCUCUGCGGAUUCCUCAAGAGCCUGGGAGUCCAGUUUGUGUUUGACACCACGCUAGCAGCAAGCUUCAGCAUCUUAGAGAGCCAGAAGGAGUUUAUUCAGAGGUAUCGCAGGAGGCACCAUGACUCUCACGCUUUGCCUAUGUUCACCUCCUCCUGCCCAGGUUGGAUUCGAUACUCAGAACGUGUUCUGGGCAGUCUGGUCACUCCUCAUAUUUGCACAGCCAGAUCCCCUCAGCUGAUCAUGGGCUGCCUGGUCAAAGACUAUUUCUCCAAACAGCAGAAGCAGAGUCCGGAGAAAGUCUACCACAUGGUUGUAGCUCCCUGCUUUGAUAAGAAACUGGAGGCUGUCAAGGAGGAGUUUUACAACAGUCUGAUAGAGACCAGGGACGUCGACUGUGUCCUCACAUCAAAGGAGAUCUAUUACCUGAUGGAGCGGAGGAAGGUGUCCGUGGAGGAGCUGGACUCAGUUCCACUGGACCAAGUGCUGGGAGAAGCUGGAGACGUGGUGCUGGUGAGGCACGAUGGCCGGGGCUCCGAAGGCUUCCUGGAACAUGUGUUCAAACAUGCUGCUAAAGAGCUCUUUGGUCUGGAUGUCCAGGAGAUCACAUAUAAAACCCUCAGGAAUCGGGAUUUCCAGGAAGUGACCUUGGAGCGAGACGGGGAAGUGCUGCUGCAGUUUGCUGCCAUCUAUGGUUUCAGGAACAUCCAGACCCUGGUGCAUCGGAUGAGAAAAGGCCGUGUUCCCUACCAGCUGGUGGAGGUUCUGUCCUGCCCUGGAGGGUGCUUGAGUGGCCGAGGUCAGGCGGAGAGUGAGGCUGGAGGUCAGGUAGAUAAAGCUCUGGUCCAGCAGAUGGAGGAGAUCUACAGCAGCCUGCCAGUUCGACUACCAGAGCUUAACCCCGUCCUGAAAACUCUGUAUGAAGACUGGCUGCAGGGUCAGGACUCACCACAGGCCAUCAAGCUGCUGCACACAGAGUACAAAGAUCGGAGUCAGAGCCACACACAGCCCCCACACAUGCAGUGGUGAGAAGAAAUGGCUGCUUUCCUUUAAAGACGUGAACAGCUGCUUGGUGCUGGUCCUGCUUUUACCAACUCAUCUGUCAUUCUGGGCCAGUUAAGGACAAACUGUGGACCACACAGACAUUCUCCAUGAAGCCACAGGAGGGCGCUGUUUGUCUUUUAAUAAUGGCUGCUCCUCAUGUUUUACCCUGAGUCUGAGGCACAAGGGUCCAGAGCCCACAAAACAGCCACGCUUGUAUUUUUACCAACUGAAGCAGUUUUGUAAAUCAGUUGUGUAACGAAUUAUUAAUAAAUGAGAUUAAGCCAGCAGCUCUGGGACGUAACAGCAUGUGUUGCAAUCAUGGACAGUACAGAGCAAUAAGCCACUGAGAUAACAUGCAAGAAGCUAUUUUAUCACACCUGGAAUUCACAAAGUUGUGGAUACAGAGGGCACAUGUUAGCAGAUGAGUGUAAAUCUAUCAGUCCACUAUGAGACAAGCUGUUUUCCUUUGUUAAAGUUACCGUCUGUUCUUCCUGAAUGACCUGAUAAUGUCCCGUCAGUCUAACACCUGGAGCCGCGUGCUUGGGUUGUAUCAUCUUUUUCUUCCAAUGCUAUAAACUAGUAUUUUUUAAUAAGUUAUUUGUUGUUCAUUUGAAAGAUCAAGCAUUGUGUUACGUAUGUGCAGCACUAAAGUAUUCUGACAAAUAAGUUUUAGUGCAUUUUUGUUCAUUAUAAACUGUUGAUGCUUAAUAUGAAGACAACAAAGGUUAUGCAUUUGGCAAAAAAUAAAUAGCAUUAAGAUAUUUAGUCUUUUUAUGCUAGUUUGGUUUUUAAAAAGAAAAGGUCCAUAAAAACGACAGACUUGAUAAAAGGCUAAUAGGACAGAUUUGUUUUUUUUUUAACUGUUAACGGUUACAGGAUUACAGUCUGUGGUUUUUUGUUUGUUUUGCUUUUUUUUGUUUUGUUUUGUUUUGGUUUUUUUUUUACUGAAAAUUGAAUUUCUUGAGCUAAUGUUUAUCAAAAUUGUGCCAAAAUGCACCAAGACGUGCUGACUUGGGAGUUGCAGUCAGUUACAGUCAGAGUACGUUAUUAAUCCUCAAAGUGAAGUUAUUUGUAACAAAACUCUAAUGGAGAAAUAAGUAACAUGUAUAAAGAGUAACACUAAAGCAUUAUGAACUUGUCACAGAAAGUUAAGGAAACUUGUAUUUGGCUGAUUAUUUUUCUUUAUUAAUACCGACUGGUGUAUCAUACCUCAUUGGAAAUCCUGAUAAACCACCUUGUUUCUGUGGAAUGAGCAACAAAGCUAAACGUGGGAUGGUCAAAUCCCCUGGAGAAUCUGUUGGUCUUCAUUGUUUUGUUUGGUGGAACGGAUGAUUGCACUCUCCCAAAGUAAUAAAGAAAAAAACGACACAUACUGGCCAAUUUUCACCUGCAGAAACUGGUUUUAAAGGUUUCUUUAAUGGACGGGAAGCUGUUCUCAGUGAUCUUCCCACAUCUUUAACCAUCUGCUGCAGUGUCGUCUCACCAAACCACACCGCCCACCACUCAUCUGUAGAGGUAGGCUAGGGCUGGGAGGCAGAGACCA
Messenger RNA from Melanotaenia boesemani (Boeseman's rainbowfish), 3313 nucleotides. It is a transcript of the gene narf, whose product is annotated as nuclear prelamin A recognition factor. The transcript is spliced from 12 exons. The coding region runs from base 370 to 1755 and encodes 461 amino acids. The record is from RefSeq and is a predicted model, not a curated record. Lineage: Eukaryota; Metazoa; Chordata; Actinopteri; Atheriniformes; Melanotaeniidae. Gene Ontology annotation, molecular function: lamin binding. Gene Ontology annotation, cellular component: lamin filament.